This is a messenger RNA of Homarus americanus (American lobster), 789 nucleotides long. Its product is annotated as UPF0746 protein DDB_G0281095-like. Lineage: Eukaryota; Metazoa; Arthropoda; Malacostraca; Decapoda; Nephropidae. The record is from RefSeq and is a predicted model, not a curated record.
AUGAAGCAACAGCAGCAGCAACAUGAACAGCAACAGCAACAUGAGCAACAACAGCAUGAGCAGCAACAACAUGAGCAGCAACAGCAGAGCAACAACAGCAAACAACAGCAACAUGACCAGCAGCAGCAGCACGAACAGCAGCAGCAUAGCAACAACAGCAUGGACUCAGCAGCAGAGCAGCAGCAUGAGCAGCAGCACGAGGAGCAACAACAGCAGCAGCAGCAGCAGCAUGAGCAACAGCAACAGCAGCAAGAGCAGCAGCAUACAGCAACAGCAACACAGCAGCAGCAACAGCAGCAGCAUGAGCAGCAGCAGCAGCAGCAGCAACAGCAGCAGCAGAGCAGCAACAGCAGCAGCAGCAUAGCAGCAACAGCAGCAACGCAACAGCAGCAACAGCAUGAGCAACAGCAGCAGCAGCAGCAGCAUGAGCAGCAACAACAUGAGCAGCAACACAACAUGAACAUCAACAGCAGCAACAGCAACAGCAGCAUGAACAGCAACAGCAGCAUGAGCAACAACAGCAGCAGCAUAAGCAGCAGUAACAGCAGCAGCAGCAGCAGCAACAGCAUGAACAGCAACAGCAUGACAGCAACACAACAGCAGCAACAACAACACGAGCAACAGCAACAUGAGCAGCAACAGCAGCAUGAACAGCGACAACAGCAUGAGCAACAACAGCAGAACAACCAACAACAUGAGCAACAACAGCAACAUGAGCAACAGCAACAACAGCAGCAACAUGAGCAACAGCAACAGCAACAACAGCAACAGCAACAACAACAGCAACAG